Naegleria fowleri is the source of this 582-nucleotide messenger RNA. RefSeq lists its product as uncharacterized. The transcript has 3 exons. Bases 1 to 582 code for a protein of 193 amino acids. NCBI's taxonomy places the organism in Eukaryota, Heterolobosea, Eutetramitea, Acrasida, Naegleriidae. The record is from RefSeq and is a predicted model, not a curated record.
AUGUCGAGCGAAAGUUCUUCAACAUGUUUCACGACAGUUCGUUCGGCAUGUUGCAUCAUUCCACCUAUGGAGGUAUGGCCCUCGAUAUAUACGGAUCAUUCUCCAGAGAGUGUUUUGGAUUAUGAUCAUAAUAAAGCCUUGUGGCAAGCUCAUAUUAAUGUAACAUAUCCAUUCGUUGCCCAAGCAGGAUUUUCGGCAGCUAAAACAAAAUUGAAACAAAUAUUGAAGGAAAAUUCCAUUUCGAGUUUUGAAAUACAGCUUUCAGAUUUUGACAUUUUUGAACAUACUCAUACUUCGAUCAUUUUCAUGCGACCGAGAGUUCUUGGAGACUCUAGAGGAGAUGAUCUGUUGAAAUUAAUUCAUGACUUGAUUGUUACAUCCUUCAAUAUUAAGGAAAAUCAUCCUUAUGAACCUCAUUUAUCAGUGGCUUAUGUGAAAACAGAAGAAGUGUUGAAACGAAAACGACGAUUUGAGGAAAGACUUUUACAGCCCAUUCGAUUCAAAGUGGACAGAUUACACUUUUUGGCAACUUCCAAAGACAAUGGUAAAAUGUACAGCAAGUGUGAAAUUAUUUUAGAUUAG